CAAGUUUUCCUUACAUCAUUAGUAUCCUAGCUGUGAGUCUAUUUGUAUUUCAAACUAAAUUUAUUGAAGGAUGUCUCUGUCUCAGUUCAACCCGCGAUGAACUAUUUAUGAUUUCACAGUUUGUAAUAAAAAUACAAGCAAAAGGGUAUCAGGAUUACAAUCACCCUUAUUACAAUCGCUCGUACAAUUUUUCGUUACUGAAAACUUAUAAGGUAACCCCAAAAGCUUAUCAAUACGUGCAUCAAAAUAACGUAAUCACUCCACGAUAUGAAUGGUAUGAUUGUGGAGUUGAAAUGGCAUACAAUGAAACUCUUAUAAUUAGUGGAGUAUUACAAAAUAAUGUACCUGCCACUGACUACUGUUUUAUAAUUAUAAAAGGAGAAGAUAAUAUUAGAAGAUUUGAUGGUUUUUAAAUUCGUUGAAAUAGUAACGCAUUUUUGUUUUUUUUUGUUUUCAUAAUAAUUUUACAUCUUUUAUUAAACCCACAUGAAGUCAAAAUAUUGUAUAGUCAUCCCGGCGAAAGCUUGGGAUUUUUCUCCCACCACGGUUUCUUCCCCCACUCUUUAAAUGUUGGUUUUGGUGGCUUUGCACAUGCGCACCUUCAAAUGGCGCAUGCGCUGAUUCUAAUAUCAUGGUGGUAGGGGAAAGAAUUGGUGGGAAAAAAAUCCCAAGCUUUCAUCGGGACGACUAUAACAGGUAUUCAAACAUUACACAGUUAAAAAUUUUGUGUUAAAAUCCAAAACAUUGCGUUUGUGUUAAUCUUUAACACAAAUUUUGUGUCAAUCAAUCCGGAGUUUGAAUGUUAAAAUAAACUCUCUUUCAGUGUAAAUUUAACUCCGAGUCCAUACCCGAUGAAAAAAUAUUUUAUACAGUUGUAUAAAAUUAUAUAUAAAUUGGAUAGAAAAAAUGGCCUGAUCCAAUUGUAUACACUAAAAAAAAUAAUC
Messenger RNA from Microplitis mediator, 944 nucleotides. RefSeq lists its product as uncharacterized. The transcript is spliced from 3 exons. Bases 108 to 413 code for a protein of 101 amino acids. The record is from RefSeq and is a predicted model, not a curated record. Lineage: Eukaryota; Metazoa; Arthropoda; Insecta; Hymenoptera; Braconidae.